Molecule: messenger RNA, 930 nt
Organism: Prunus dulcis (almond)
Lineage: Eukaryota; Viridiplantae; Streptophyta; Magnoliopsida; Rosales; Rosaceae
Product: E3 ubiquitin-protein ligase MIEL1
Exons: 13
Biological process (GO): protein ubiquitination; ubiquitin-dependent protein catabolic process
Cellular component (GO): nucleus
Molecular function (GO): zinc ion binding; ubiquitin protein ligase activity
Source: RefSeq, a predicted model, not a curated record
AUGUAUUCCAAAUUUACCCUAAGCAUAGCAAACAAGGCCUUAAGAGUCCUGUAUGGAUAUGGAGACUUCAGUUUUAAUUUGAUAAAAUAUUCAAUAAACCAUCCAUUGGAAGACUCUGCUUCUCCUGCUUCUCCGCCUCCGACCAAGAGUCGGCAAGAUUUCGGAAAAUUGGAUUACGGAUGCGACCAUUAUCGGAGACGAUGCAAGAUUCGAGCCCCUUGCUGCGACCAGAUUUUCCCCUGCCGCCACUGCCACAACGAAGCCGCGAGCUCCCUCAGCAACCCCAAAGAUCGCCAUGAACUUGUCAGGCAGGAUGUGAAGCAAGUUGUAUGCUCCGUUUGCAAUACAGAGCAACAGGUUGCUCAGCUUUGUUCUAACUGUGGUGUCAACAUGGGAGAAUAUUAUUGCGACAUUUGCAAGUUCUAUGAUGAUGAUAUCAGCAAGCAGCAAUUUCAUUGCAAUGAGUGCGGGAUUUGUAGAGUCGGUGGUCCUGACCACUUCUUUCAUUGUCAGAAGUGUGGCUCUUGCUAUGUAGUGGAACUGCGUGGUAAUCACUUAUGUGUAGAAAACUCCAUGAAGAAUCACUGCCCUGUUUGCUAUGAGGUUUUAUCUUUUGAUUCGGUUAAAGGCACAACAAUUAUGAAGUGUGGACACACAAUGCAUUCAGAAUGCUUCAUUGAGAUGCAAAGACAAACUCAGUAACGUUGUCCCAUUUGCUCCAAGACAGUAUGCGACAUGGAUUCUAUUUGGAGAUUGUUGGAUGAUGAUAUUGAAGCCACUGCCAUGCCCGAGGAAUACCAAUAUGAGGUAUCAAUUCUUUGCAACGAUUGCAACACAACUAGCAACGCUCCCUUUCACAUUUUUGGGCUCAAGUGCAGCAACUGCGAUUCAUAUAACACCCGAAGAAUUUCAGCUGCAGAUCAUCAAUGA